AUGUUUGCAUUAUAUGUGUAUGCGUUUACUAGAGAUCCUGCAAUCUUACAGCUCCCUGAUGUAAAAGUGAAGUGAUGAGAUCACAGAGAGAGAAGGGCGGGGGGCUAUAAAUGCUCAAAAGGAGCCUUGAACAUCCUCAGAUACGGGACAGGUGGGGCAGCCAGCACCAUGCAGAGAAUUUGAGACUUGUCCAGAACAAAAAGCCAAACAGGUGAAAGGAUCUUUUUUUUUUUUGAAGCUGCAAGUGGAGAUAAAACGUAGAUCUAAGCCAGCAAGUGGAGCGGUAUUUUUAGUUUCUAUCACUCAAAAGAGAUAAAAACUGGACUUUUUAAAAAUCUUUACACUCCACCUCACAAUAGUUAUCAGACAACUCAACUGAAAGACCGAUUUCAGUUGUGAAGCUGACCAGAUACUUCAUUAACCUCAGGAGCCGUCGUUUCCAGAGACAGUUGAAGCAUCGGUGUUACAAUGUGUUCAGGUAGCUUCGCAAAGUGUCUGGGCAUCACCCUGAUCCCUCUGUCGAUUGUGUGCGUGGUGUGCAACAUCCUGCUCUUCUUCCCGGGUGGGAACAGUGUGGAAAAUGACUACAUCACAGGAGAAGUCUGGUUCCUUGGAGGCAUUCUGGGAUCAGGAGUGCUGAUGAUCUUCCCAAUACCGGUCUUCCUGGGUCUGAAGAACAAUGACUGCUGUGGUUGCUGUGGAAACGCAAGUUGUGGGCGGAGAUUUGCGAUGCUGAGCUCGAUCCUGUUUGCAGCUAUCGGUGUGUUGGGGGCAGGUUACUCCGUUACCAUUUCUGCCCUGGCCAUCAGCAAAGGACCUCUGUGUCAGUAUAAAAGCGGUACUGAGACGAUAUGGAACUAUCCGUUCCUAUCUGAAGACUACCUGUCCAAUAAAGACCUCUGGAGUAUGUGUCUAGCGCCAGAGGGGGUGGUGGAAUGGCAUCUGUCGCUGUUCUCCGUGACAAUGGUGAUGGGUUUAAUCCAGGCCAUACUGUGUGCUAUCCAAGUGGUGAACGGCCUGCUGGGAGCUCUGUGUGGAGACUGCUGUGGGUGCUGUGAAACGAGAGCUGGAGCUGUGUGAGGAUCUCCUGUGGCCGAAGGCACCUCUGUUUCCUGUACAUAUUCUGUUUCCAGAGCACACCUGUCUUGCAGUGACCUUCCUACUGUUUAAAUAUGUUUCUGAAUAAGAGCUCAUUAAUUGGUGUGUGGAUUAUCUGAACAUACUGUGGAGAUGAACUCUUUAAGGGUUUCCAAUUUACCAUCUAGUCUACACUCAUGGCUCUGCCAUAUUACUGUUGUUAAAUCUUUAUAUUGAUCUGCUGCAUCCAAUUUCUAGACGUGGAAAUGUCUACAUUUCCACUUGUAACAGUUGUAACGAUUUUCCACUUCAUGUCGUUGCAUUGACUGCAGUUUUUAAUCUGGCUGUUAAACUUCAUGACUGCCUCCUGCUGGGUUAGGUAGGGCUUGCAUCUCCAAAACAUGGGCAAAAGUAAACCCAAAUCUGUGAUUCUGCCCCCAAAACAUUUCAAUGAGGCCCUGCUUAUCUUUAAAUGAUAAAAAUUAAGCAUUUCUAUUAAAAAAUGUUUUUAAAUGGGAGCAUUUUUAUUAAGUUUCUUCAGGUGAUCAAAAAGUACAUCUACACUUUAUAUUGCCAUUUAACUUGACUACGAAUUGCAAUGUCAAAUGGGACUAAUAACUUGGUAACAAGUCAAUAAUGCAGCAUAUUUUAACUCCUUUUCGACAGAAUGAGUAAUCGGUGGUGUCUAGUUUUACUGUGGAAUAUGGCAUUGUGAGGAAAGUUAUUGCCAACCACUGAUUUACACCAUAAAUCAAAUCACACGUGUUCUUCUAAGUUAAUCGUGUCAAUAAAAGACUUUAGUUAUUUUUUAUUAUUGUUAUUGUUAAUAUAUGCUCAGAUUCCAAUCAAGUAAUCACCCUCUUUUUACAUUACAUAUUGUGGGUAUUUCUGCUUUUGCCAUUUGCUGGGAUUCUGACUUGUGUGAUGAAAUAAAGUUGACCUUUCUCUUG
Molecule: messenger RNA, 2027 nt
Organism: Cololabis saira (Pacific saury)
Lineage: Eukaryota; Metazoa; Chordata; Actinopteri; Beloniformes; Belonidae
Gene: tm4sf4
Product: transmembrane 4 L six family member 4
Exons: 5
Coding region: 469-1080 (203 amino acids)
Cellular component (GO): membrane
Source: RefSeq, a predicted model, not a curated record